Penicillium cataractarum is the source of this 2826-nucleotide messenger RNA. RefSeq lists its product as uncharacterized. Bases 1 to 2826 code for a protein of 941 amino acids. The record is from RefSeq and is a predicted model, not a curated record. The transcript has a single exon. Gene Ontology annotation, molecular function: triacylglycerol lipase activity. NCBI's taxonomy places the organism in Eukaryota, Fungi, Ascomycota, Eurotiomycetes, Eurotiales, Aspergillaceae.
AUGGCUUCAAUUCCUCCCGCCGACGAGUCCAAUCUGCUAGCUCCCGCCUCCGAAGGCGCGGAGACGAGUACGAGUGAAAGUACUGUCACCCAGCGUCCCAUUCAACCGCCGCAAAAACCACAAGAAUCAUGGUCGUCCGAAUCAUCCGCCAAUGCGAUUGCAUCCGACUCGCCCUCCAAUUAUUCCUCCUUUUCCAGCUCCGAUAGCGACGAGCCUCUCCCCGGCGCUGCCAAUGAGGUAGACGAAGAUGAUGCUGCCGAUGUGGUCGGGGUGAGUAUCGGCCGCGAGCAAAGUCGCAUGAAAGCCCGCGCCACACCCGCCGAAGAGAAAAACAGAGUUUUGGAACAACAAGGCGGAUAUUUCACCAACAUCCCCGACGAGCUCGGCGAGGAUGGCUUGUUCGUCUCGGAGCUGACGGCUGAGCCUGAAUCGGUGGAGCCCGAGGCGACCGGCGCUGAACAUGCCCAACAGCCAACGCGCAGCAAUAAACUGACGCAUCCUGUCCCGUUGGUGGAGCGCCACGCGCCGCGAGGUCCCCACAGAGAUCAUUCCGCGCCAUCGUCAGCUCUCGUGCGUGACUCGAAGGAUUCCAGUGCAUCGGGUUCGCGAAGCAGCUUUACCCGAUCGUUGCUGAAAACUUCGCUGCCUCGUCGCCCGCGUGCUUGGUCCGGUGAAUUGAAGAAAUUCUUGCCCGAUUUGACCUCGUUGACCAAACGACCCUCGUUGUCGUUCCGCUCUGUAAAUGCGCAUAACCGUGCCCGCAGCCAGACGGUAGCAACCUCGUGCAAACAGAGCCUACAGAAUUCCAGAGCGUCGUCAUUGGAUCGACGCCAACGAGAGGUUUCCCCGGCUGCCAAUGCUAUCUCCAAUGAUGAAGAUUUGGGAGACGAUGCGCAGCCGAUUUCAGAGCUGCGGACGCUGGAUGGGAGCUCCGCCGUGAAGCAUUCAUUCUCGAGACGGCCGAGUGCCGCGAUGUCUGGACGCCCGCCUAGUUUGCGCAGAUCAUCCUCCGAUCAGUCGCUCUACUUGCGAGCGUCCUCGACGGCAUCGUCUUUGGAACAACGGCCUCGGUACGAGAAUGUGCAUUCACAGGUUAAUAGCCGGUUCAAGGCUAUCAAGGAUAGCUUGCAAGAUUCGAGCAGUCGUCUGCUCAGUAUGCCCUCUCUCCAUUUGCAGGACAUUCGUACGGAUUGGGUCCCUCGCCCGUUCCCCUCUGUAACGAAUAUAACGGCAGAUCGAGGGAUUGACGGAUCUGCUCAUCGGUCGGCGACGCCUCCACCACCUCCACGAUAUAAUACUCAGUCCACUCAUCCUAUAUUGGAGGAGGCAAUGUCCGAAUUGACAGGCGAUGUCGUGAUUCUUGGUGGAUACCGUGGCUCAAUCCUGCGUUCUGCGAAGCCUCCUCAUCGACAACUCUGGGUGCCGAUGAAGGUGGGAUUGAAUCUGCGAAAGGUCGAUCUCGAGGUCGGUUUAACCCGGGAGGACGAGGAGCGUAUGGAGGAGACCAUCAUACCCUCUGGCGUGCUCUCUCACGUUGGGCCCGUCGAUGUCUGUCGACGACUGAUGAAACGCCUGCGUAAAUGUGACAAUGCCGUGCGUGGUGACCUUCGUGUUUGGGACUAUGGCUAUGACUGGCGACUGAGCCCCGAUCUGCUCUCGCAACAACUCAUCACUUUCCUCGAGGGCCUGCCAUGCAACCGGCCAGCGCCGGAUGGUCAACCCCAAAAUCCCCGUCGAGGCGCGACAGUCAUCGCCCACAGUCUCGGCGGUCUCAUCACUCGACAUGCCGUGAACAAACGCCCGGAUCUCUUCGCUGGUGUCGUAUACGCAGGCGUACCGCAGCACUGCGUCAACAUUCUCGGUCCCCUCCGCAACGGCGACGACGUGCUGCUCAGUUCCCGCGUAUUGACCGCGCAAGUCAACUUCACUUUCCGCACCAGCUUUGCACUCCUCCCCGAGAACGGCCAUUGCUUCAUCGACAAGCAGACCAAAGAGGAAUACCGCGUCGACUUCUUCAACGCGGACAACUGGGACGAGUACCAUCUCUCCCCAUGCAUCAACCCUGCUCUACCAGCCACGCCAGUAAACACCCGCUUCAAGGACUUUGCACUCAUCCCCAAGCGCUUCUCCAUGGGCCCACGGGACGAAGCCAUCGAUCUCCCCACCAACGAUCCACUCGACUCUCCCGAUCCCAACUCCCCAAUCACCACCGACGACGACCACCAAACCACCCGCAACACCCGUCGCACCGUCCCCAUCCACGCCAACACCAUGCCCAACCCAACCCAAAUCACCGCCACAACCACAGAAAAUGUAAACGACACCCUCCUCCCAGGCGGCGUCGACAACCUCGUCGGUCCAGGCACAACACCACGCAGCAGCGCCGCCACAACCCAAGCCACGAAUCCCAGCACAAUCCCCCGCGCCGCCGCAAUGGCCUAUCUGCAGCGCACCCUCGCCGAAAUCAAACACUUCAAAUCAGAACUCUCCUUCGAACCAACCCACCAAGCCGAGAAUCGCUACCCACCCGCCGCAGUGCUAUACGGAAAGAGCGUCCCCACGCUGUACGGUGCGCGGGUCUCGUCCCGCGAGGCGAUUAAGCACCAGGAUGCGUAUGAUGAUCUUGCGUUUGCGGCGGGUGAUGGCGUUUGUCUUGCGACGGCUGCGAUGUUGCCGGCGGGCUAUCGGGUUAUUAAGAAUGGGCUUGUGAAGAGUGAGAGGGGGCAUGUUGGGUUGUUGGGGGAUUUGGAGGGGGUUGGGCACUGUUUGAGGGCUGUUAUUAGGGGGAGGAAGGAGGGUGUUGGGUUGGGGAGUUUGCAGAAAUGA